AUGGAAAGGAUAUAUUUUCCAGAAACUUAUGAGCCAUUAGAAAUUGAAAUUGAAUUUUGGAGUUUUUAUAUAACAAAUUAGUAAAUGACAUCUUAUCCUUUUGUGGAUAAUGAACCUUACUAAAAUAAUACAAAAAAAUAACUAAUAUUUAUGAUGAAAACUCUAGAUGAUAAUGAGGUUUUAGCAUUUAUGUAUACGACUUUGGUAACAAAUUAUUUUAUAACUCAUAAUCUUUAUGUUGAAGGUUAAAUGGAAUAGAUGUAUUAUUUGCCAUCUGAAUAUGAAGGAAUUUGGAUUUUACAUGUUUUUGCUAUUUAUGGAUAAGAUAUAUUCUUUGAAACUUUGGGAACUAUAGACGUACAUAGUUCUUAUUAUUUUUAUAUAAAUAAGUAUAUAACAGAAUCUGAAAUAUAUAUUGGAGGAUCUUCAUUUGUAAUUAUAAUAUAAAUAAUUUUAGAUUAAUAAUUAAUAUGAAUUAUCAGUAUUUAGAGGAAGAUUAUCCAAAAUGUUCCUUUUUGAUUAAUACAGACCUAUUUAGACAGUAUAUUCUUAGAGAAUAUCAUAUUUGAGAUAAAAUGAAUAUUAAUAUACAGUAAAUUUGAUUCCAGAUUUAUUUAAUUUUGAUGGAAUAGUAUAAAAAGAAAUUGAGUUUGAAUAAUUUGGAAGGAGAUUUUGUUUAUAUGGAUGGGUAAAAUAUUAUACAUUAGAUUCAUAUUCAUUAAAAAAGUUUUUAUUAGUAAGAUUGACAUUAUAUAAAAAUUAUUAAGAUGAAAUUAAUUUAGGAGAUGAAUUAUUAAAAAUAACAGUAGAUAUAGAUUUAUCAGGUAAAUAAAAAAGUGGAUAUGAUGUAAUAUCUCAUCAUUAUUGGAUGCCAAAUCUUUUUGGAUUAAAUGCAUUAGAAUAAUCACCAUCAACUGAUAUAAUUAAUUUAAGAGAUGACUUACCCUAUUUAGAAUUAUUAUCAAAAUGGCAUUUUAUUUCAUUUGAACAUGGAAUUUAUUUUGAAAGUUAAAGAUCUUAAUUUAAAAUUAAUUAUUUUGAUAAUAAUGAUUUAGUAUCUAAUACAUAUUAUCUUGGUAAUUUUAAGUUUAAUAAUCUAUUUAUAAAUACAAAAUACUAUGCUAUUUUUGGAGGUGAUUAUACUGUUUAUCAAAAAAUGAAAGGAUAAAUAUAUGGAUUUUAUUUUAGAUCAAAUUAUUAAGAUGACUUAAACAUUCAAUUUAGUAUUACUAAUAUUUAUUUUUAGCUUGUCAUUAUAGUUGUUUAACUUGUAAUGGGCCAAUGUCUACAAAUUGUUUAUCUUGUAAAGAUAAUAAUCAAAGAAUCUAUUUAGAAGAAUCUCAUUAAUGUAUUUGUCCUUUAGGAUAAUUUGAAAGUGAUUAAAAAUGUUAAUCUUAUUAAGAUUUAUCUGAAACAUUAAAUUUUAAGGAAAUAAAUAUUGAAGUAUCAAAUUCUUAAUGUAUAUUUGGAUAUUUUUAUUUACCAAAAAUUCAAUAAUGUAUAGAAUGGUAUAAAUAUAAUUAUAUAUAUAAGUCCAUAAUAAAGUCCUUAUAAUUUAUUUUGCUUAGAUUGUUUAUUGAAUCCUACUGAUUGGUAUAUUCGACCAAUUUGUACUACUGAUUUUAUAACAUAAUAGGUUAAUAAAGAAGAAGAUGCUUUUACUAAAUAAAUAAGAUCUGCUUUAGAUUAUGAUUUAUAUUAUAUAGAUAAUGAAAAUAAUGUAAUUUUAUUAGAAGGAGUAAAUGAUUAUUGUGAUAUAAAGAAAGUAAAAACAGAAAAUUGUUUUGAAUUAAAUGUUUAACAUUUAUCAAGUAUUACAUUUGGUAUUUGUAAAUAAAAUAGAUAUUAUUCUAAUCUUAGAUGUAUUUUAUUAGAUGUUGCAUGUAUUUAAUUAAAUCAAAAUAAUAACAAAUGUAUUUAAUGUUUAAAUGGAUAUUAUAUAUCAGAGGAUGGCUAUUCUUGUUUAUAAUGUCCAAAAUAAUGUUAAAGUUGUUAUGCAUUAAAUAAAUGUUAAUCUUGUGAACCUAAUUUUGGACUUCAUAAUGAAUAAUGUGAAAGAUGUGGAGACUUUUGUAAAAAUUGCAAAUAUUCUGAAGAAUUAUAAAUAAUGCAAUGUUUAACUUGUAUAGAUAAUCAUUUAUAUUUCUUAUCAUUAAAUACAUAAGAUUGUAAACAUAAUGAAAUAGCCAAUUGCAAAUAUGCAUUCGAAACUUCAGAUUAUAAUCAAUCUAUAAAUUCAUUAGACCACAAUUUUUAACCUUAUUAUAAUUAAACAAUUAUUCAAUGUGCAAAAUGUUAAGAUGGUUAUAUUUAUUUUGAUUUCAGAAGAACCUGUGAAGAAGAUGUAGUCAAUAUGGAAGGUUGUUUUUAAUCUUUUAUACGACUUUAAGGAGAGUAUAUAUAUUAAGGUUGUCUAUAUGGUAAUUAUAAUGAAAAUGCCUUAAUAAUGUCAUUUUCUGAUUAAUGUCCAAGACUUAAAUUAAAUUGUAUAUAUUGUGUAAUUGAAUUAUUAACAACUCAUACUGUUAAUGGAUUAUAAAUACCUAAAACUGCUUCUUAUACAUGUCUUGCAUGUGAAAAUGGUUAUUAUGCUUCAAAAAAAACUGGAGAAUGUUAAUCAUGUCCACUUCAAUUACAUUGUUUGAGUUGUUAUUAGUAAAAUAAAUUUACUAAAGAUCAUUGGAAAACUGAGAUCCGUGCUUAUUAUAGAGAUUUCAUUGAUACAAGAUUUGCAAAUCAUAAAUUUAAUGAUUAUGGAUUAAGUUAAAAUGAUUCAGAUUAUGAAAUACUAUGCACUUUAUGUGAUGAAGGAUAUGAAUUUUAUGGAGAUAAAUGUAUUGAAAUUUGUCCUGAAUCAUGUUUAAAAUGUGUUAUCAAAAAUGAUAAAAAUAUUUGUGUUAAAUGUCCAAAUAGUUUAAAUGGAAGAAGUCUUAGUUUAAUUGAUAAUAAAUGUGUGCAAUGUCCAUCAAAUUGUAAAAUAUGUAGUGAAAGAGAUUAAAAAUAAGUACAUUCAAUUAAUCCAUUAUUUAAUAAUAUAGAAUUUACUCAUUUCUCUUAUUAUUGUAUAUCUGGAUCAGGAAUAUUAGAUUAAGAAUUAGGAAUAUAUGUAGAUUGUUAAUACGAUUCAUGCAUUAAAUAAAUUGUUAUCAAUCUAAAUUUAUAUUGUGAUUUAGAUGAAUAUAAUAAUUAAAUUGAUUCAUUAACAACCACUGACGAUAAGAUUAAAUUUAAACAUCAAACUAUUUUAAGUGACGAUUUAUUUUCCAAUUCAAGUUUUAAAUAUGUAAAUAUUCACAUAAUCAUUUUAGUUCGAAACAUAAGAAUUUUAUAAAAUAGCUAAUUAAAAAUCUAUUAAAUUAAUCUUGAUUAAAAUAGUUAGUAAUCAUUAAUAAAGUUGUCAAGUAACUGAUUAAUUAUCAAUCUCUUAAAAUUUUAGUACAAAUAUAUUUUCAGCAAUGUAAUUAUAAUUCUUAAUUAAUAUAGAAAUGUAGAACUAGAAAUAUAUGGUAAUGGAAAUACAGAAAUUAAAUUUUAAAAAUAAUUAUUAUUUGCCAAUUUUUCAAGAGUUCACAUUGAAGGAAUUAAAUUUAAUAUACAAUAUUUUAAUUUUGGUCCAAAUAUACUAUAAUUUAUGAGUCCAUUCCAAUAAAAAAUCGAAUUAGUUAAUAUAAUCUAUUAUUAAGAAUCUAAAUUAACAGCUUAUUAUAUUAAUAUAACAAAUGCUACUAAUGUAUUACUAUAAAACAUAUUACUAAAAGAUUGCACAAGAUAUUUUCCAAUUGAAGCUUUUAUCAAAAUUGAAAAAACAAAAUCUUAAUAAACUAUUAAAAUUAAGGAUUUUAGUAUCUUCGAUAGUUAAUUUAAUAAUUUACAUUUAUUUUGGUUUGAUCUAAAAGAAAAUGAUUAAGUUGAAAUGACAAAUAUUAAUGUUAAAUAAACAUUUUUUAAUUAAUCUUUAAUAUAUUAAACAAAUGGAUAUUUAUCAUUGAAUUAAAUACAAAUAAAUUCAUGUAACAUAUCAUCUUAAACGGGAUUAUUUUAGAUUAAUAAAUUAAUAAAUUUUAAAUUAGUUUCUUUAGUAUUUAAAUAAAAUUUAAUUAAUUAAGGUAAAAUAUUUAAUCUUAAUCAACAUGUAAAUUUGAUUAAUCUAAAUUUUAUUAAUAAUGAACUCUAAGGAAAUUCCUUGUUAAUUUAUAAUGAAAAAGUUAAUAUUGAAAGUAUUUUUGUUGAGAAUAUUCUAUUUUAAUUAAAUACAUUUAGUGAAAAUGCAUCAUUUAUGAAAAUCAUUUUAAUCACAUUACUUAAUAAGGAAAUAAUCAUUAAUUAAAUAUCUAUUAUUGAAAAUUAUUUGUUGUAAAAUUCAUUUUAAAGUACAUUAAAUAUUUUGAAUAUAACUUUAAUCUAUUUGGAAGCAUAGACAGUAAAAAUUGAUUAAAUGAUGAUUAAAAAAGUAUAUGGUAUAACUGAUUUAGUAAUUUUAAAUGUUAAUAAGUUGCAAUUAAAUUAAAUAUCAAUUUAACAACAUGAUAAACAGAAAUUUAAAGGGCUUUAUUAACAUUUUGAUUGUUUCAAAUAAUCUAUUCAAAAUUAAUUUAAUUAUCCUUGGAUUAAAAUUUAUGAUGUGGCAAUAAUUGAGAUUCAAUUUUUAAAUAUAACAAAAGCCUAAUCGAUUAAUUACCCAAUUAUUGAAAUUAAGACUUCAAUCUUUACAUCAUAAACCUUAAAGUAGAUAAAAAUGUCAUAAAUGCGUUUUAUUGAAAAUAUGCUUAUAAUGACUAACAACAUUAACAUAGCUUCAAUUAUGAAAAUAAUAUCUGAAGAAAAUUAUGAUAUAGAAAUAGAAUAAUCAACAUUUGAAAGAAAUUUGAUGCAUCAAUAUGAAUAUAUUGAUUAAAUCAAUUCAGGUUUGAUAUUCUAUGUUGAUUGUAAGACUUGUACAUUCUUUUUUAAUAAUGUAUAAGUUUAAUAAAAUAUUGUUACAAACUCUUCUAAUAGCAUUUUUAACUUUUAAAUUAAAAGUAUAGAUAUGUAUAAUUGCAGCUUUAUAGAAAAUAACUUAUACAAUUAUUCAAUUUUACAGCCUUAUUUAUUUUGGGGUUAUAAAAAAGAUUAGUAGAUAUUUAUUGAAUAGAUAAAAGAAAUAUUUCCAAUAAAAGUUAAAACAGGAAAUGCUAAAAUUGUAUGUCAAAAAAUACUAAUAAAAGAUAUUAUAAUUUCUAACUCUACAGUUUCAGGAUUUUAUAUCUCAUUAGAAAAAGAAGCUUUUGUCCAAAUUUAGAAUGCUAUAAUUAGUUUUAUUUAUCCUUCAUUUUCUAGUGAAGAUGAAAAUGGUGGUGCCUUUUUGAUUGAUACUUCUUCUUCUUUUUCUUCAAUAAUUAAGUUAAUAAAUAUCUAUGCUACUUAUAUUCACUGCAGAAAUAAAGGUGGUUUAUUAUACAUUUCAAAUGUUUUAGAGGGUGCUACAAUCUAAGUUUAAAAUAUUGUUAUUCAUGAUGUGUAUUCCUUAAAGGGAUCAUUAUUUUAUUUAGACUUUUCAUAGUUUACUAAAUUGAAACAAUAAUUUAUUCUUGAAAAUUUAAAAUUGACUAAUUCGAAAUAAGAAUUUUUGCAAUUUAUUAGCACCUUUAAUGAACCUAAUAGCUAAUUAUUAUCAGAAUUAGCAUUUGGUAGAAGUUUGUUCGAAAUAAAUAAUGCAAAUUUAGUAAGUUUAUAAAAUAUUAUGAUAAACUCAUUAUUUUAUGAAUCUUUCGCUAUUUUAUCAUAAGCAUUAACAUUAUAAUUAAAAAAUUGCAGAAUAUCAAAUUCAUCACUUUAAAACUCAUUAUUAAUUUUGAAUUUAAUGAAAAGUAACUCUACAAUAAGAAUUGUAGAGUUUCAUGUAAUAAAUACUUAAAUCUUGAAUCAAAUACCUAUAAUAGAAAAAUGUACUUUAUAUUCAUUAAAUAUUAAAAUUGAUCCUUAAAUCUGUUCAAAAGAUAUAGCCUUUUAAGAAUCCCCUCUUUUAUUAUUAAGUGAAUAAACCCAUGAUAAUUUAUAUAAAAGUUAUUGCAUAAUUGGUAAAAUGAAUAUGCAAUAAUCAACAAUACAAAGUCUUAUAGAAAUUAAUCCUUAAAUGACAGUUGUAGAGAUAUCUGAACUUCAUUUAAAAAUGAUUGAAUGUGAGAUAUGUAAAAAAGGGUUAUUAAGUAUAAAUAUUUAAGAUGCUUAGAGUAAAAUAACUAUGAAUUAGAUAAUUUUUAAUAAUAAUUCAUGUGGUAAAUAAAGUUGCUUAAAUAUAGUAAAAUCUAUUUCAGAACUUAGAAUUUUAUAAUCCUUAAUCUAGAAUAUCAAUGAAAAAUAAUAUGAUUUAAGAUUACAAAAUUAUAAAUGUGUUCAAAACUUUGCUUAUAGAGGUACUUGUUUAUACAUACAGGAUAUUAAAACUUUAAUAAAAGAUUCUAUUUUUGAAAAUAAUACUGCUAAAUCAUAAGGUGGAUCAAUCUAUGUAAUUGGAAAUAAGAAUUUUUUUGUAUUGAACUCUGUAAUUUAAUUUAAUUAAGCUGAAUUUGGUGGAGGAUUAUUUUUAAAGGAUUAGAUAGUUUAAAAUUUAAAUAAAUAAGAAACAUUAAUUAAUAAUAAUAUAGGAUUAUAAUUUGGUAGUGAUUUUGCUUAACUUGCUUCUCAAUUAUCAGUUUAAAUUGAUAUAGAUAAUAUUCUACCGAAAGUAAAGGUAUUUGAAAAUGAAAAUACUCUAAUAGAAAAAGUUAAAAUUGGAAAUUAUAUCUUAUUUUAAAAAAGUUAUUCUGACUCAUUAUAUGUUCCAAAUGGGUAAGUAUUGUCUUAAUAUUAAUAUUUUGAUUAGAUAAAAUAAACGUAUACGUAAUAUAAUUUGCAUUUAAGAUUAAUUCCAUUAGAUUAAUUCACCAAUGUUUAAAAAAAUUUAAAUAAUACUUAUUGUUUAAUAAGUGGCAGGAUACUUAAUGAGAAAGAAGAAUCAAAUUUUACUUCAGAAUUUACAAAUUUUAAUAAUGUAACAUUCAAUUAAUCAGAUUAUUAUAAUUUUGAUAAUAUAAUCUUUUACUUAGAUGAUUAAUAGAAUAGGACAUAUUAAUUUUAAUUUUAGUGUAAUUCCAUAUUCCCUCCAAUUUAUGGAAAAAAUUAAGAAAUUGUAGGAUAUCACAACAAUUAUAUCUUAAGAAUGAAUAUUAAAUCAUUACCUUGUUAAUUAGGUGAAAUUAAAAGCAUUUUUGACGGUACUUGUAUACCUUGUAAUGCAACAUAAGGUUUAUAUUCAUUAGUUCUUAAUUCUAACACAUGUUAAUAGAAAGAUGAUUUCUCAACAAGUGAAAUUAAAUCAGCAUAAUUAAAAUUAAAACCAGGGUUUUGGAGACCUUAUUUUGAUACCGAUGAUAUUAGUUAAUGUAUAAAUUUACUAGAUAAUUGUAAUGGUGGAUGGAUAGAAGGGGAUACAUCUUGUUAUGAUGGUCAUGUUGGAGCAUUAUGUGAAGAAUGUGAUAUUUAUAAUAUUCGAGGAUUAGGAUAUUUUUCAACAAAUAAAAAAUAUACUUGUGGCUCUUGUGUUGAUAAUAAAUAAAAUAUUGCUGCAAUUACUGCAAUAAGUUUAUGGUAUAUUUUUGAUAUUAUUAAUUAAGGACUUUAAUUUCAAUAUUAAUUUCUGUUAGAAGUAAUAUAUCAAUGA
Messenger RNA from Paramecium sonneborni, 7678 nucleotides. Lineage: Eukaryota; Ciliophora; Oligohymenophorea; Peniculida; Parameciidae. The record is from the annotation of a GenBank genome assembly.